AAUAGGAAGCUUAAGGAAGAAGAGAUUGAGAAAGAAACAUUCCUUUCAGGUUCAGCGUAUACAAGUUGACCAGAGUACACCGCUACGCUGAAUUUUUGUGCCAAACCAAAAAGCAACAACAAUUCUCUUAGCACAAAACUGGAUGUACGAUCUCAUGCACCUGCUGCCCCAAUAAUAAAAUCCUUCAAAAACCAACAAAAUUUAACAGCCCAACUCACCUUCUUUACAAAAUUAGGGUAUUCAAUUAUUAUGGAAGGAGAAAGAUCAGCACUACCAAACUACGACCUACAAGUUUCUUUCACUACGCCUCAACCCAUCCAUGAAAUGGGGUUUGUUCAGUUUGAAGAAAACCAGGUGUUGAGUUUCUUGGCCCCAGCUUCCAACUCACAGUCACAAUCUCAUCAAUCUCACCCUCUUAAUACUACCAACUCUACUGCUACUACUACCACCAUAGGGUUUACUCAUAACGACCAGGUAGGGCCGUUAGAUCCCAAGGCUGUUAAUGACGAGAAUUGCACUGGUAAUGAUGCCAACAAUUCAUGGUGGAGGAGCUCAUCCUCAGAGAAGGGCAAGGUCAAAGUUAGAAGAAAGCUUAGAGAACCCAGGUUCUGUUUCCAAACAAGGAGUGACGUAGAUGUGCUCGAUGACGGUUACAAAUGGAGAAAAUAUGGUCAGAAAGUUGUCAAAAACAGCCUUCAUCCACGAAGCUAUUACCGGUGCACGCACAAUAACUGUCGAGUGAAGAAGAGGGUUGAACGACUUUCUGAGGAUUGUCGAAUGGUGAUAACAACUUAUGAAGGUAGACACAAUCACUCUCCUUGUGAUGACUCAAAUUCGUCUGAACAUGAAUGCUUUACUUCUUUUUGAUUAGUUGCCAUGCUCAUAUCCAUCAUUGCUGUAAUGAAUGAAUUUGUAUUUUAUAUUAAUUCUUCUCUCUCGAAGAUUGAUCUAUCAUCUGAGAAUUAGAGGAUUCUCUUAACUAUAAGAACUCUAGAUCUGUUAAUACUAUAGUAAGUAAUAUUAAUAGAUCAGUUAUGCUGUAGUUGAAAUUAAUAUAUA
Messenger RNA from Pistacia vera, 1059 nucleotides. RefSeq names its product probable WRKY transcription factor 12. Gene Ontology annotation, biological process: regulation of DNA-templated transcription. The record is from RefSeq and is a predicted model, not a curated record. Gene Ontology annotation, molecular function: DNA-binding transcription factor activity; sequence-specific DNA binding. The coding region runs from base 250 to 867 and encodes 205 amino acids. The transcript is spliced from 4 exons. Lineage: Eukaryota; Viridiplantae; Streptophyta; Magnoliopsida; Sapindales; Anacardiaceae.